Messenger RNA from Dinoponera quadriceps, 1022 nucleotides. It is a transcript of the gene mRpL43, whose product is annotated as 39S ribosomal protein L43, mitochondrial. The transcript has 4 exons. The record is from RefSeq and is a predicted model, not a curated record. Bases 225 to 803 code for a protein of 192 amino acids. Gene Ontology annotation, biological process: mitochondrial translation. Gene Ontology annotation, molecular function: structural constituent of ribosome. Gene Ontology annotation, cellular component: mitochondrial large ribosomal subunit. NCBI's taxonomy places the organism in Eukaryota, Metazoa, Arthropoda, Insecta, Hymenoptera, Formicidae.
ACCGCGUCAUUCUAUCCUUAUUGUACAUGUAAGGAGCAAUAAAGAUAGAAUGACGCGAUAGCGCUGAAUAGCGUCUCCUCGAACGCGCCUGUGACCGUAUUUUAGUGUUGGGACGAUACAAAGCCGACAGGCUACGUACUACUACCAAAACUGAAGAAAGGAAGGAAGGUAGCACGUAACCGUUUGUUCUCUCUCGUACGUUUUGUAUCUUGUAUACAAAGAAUAUGUCGAACAGACAUCUAUUCCUGAAAUCUGGAUUUCCACGUGCACCUCAUGGUCUUGGGAUCGGACGUUACGUCUGUCAACUGCAAAGGGUUACUUUGAAAUUUUGUAAGAGCCAUGGUACAAGUAUGGGAAUGAGGGGCUUCAUAGAGCAUGAUUUACUUAAUUAUGCGAAAGAAAAUCCAGGAGUAGUUGUAUAUGUUAAACCGAGAAGGCACAAGCAUCCGGUUAUAGUUGCCGAAUAUUUAAAUGGUGGUAGACAGUGGAUGAAUGUUUCCAACUACAAUCGAGAUGAUAUCAUAAAAUGGAUGGAAUUGUUGCGUACACAGAUUCAUGAUAGCGCUUCCUUAAGAUUGCGAAAGAUGUGGCACACGGAAUUUCCAUCGAUCCAAGGACCAUGGACACCAUUUAUGUUCAAAGAUCCGACAACAAAUUUGGCGCAGUUUCCAAAUAAGGAACUUGGUGCAGCUGUUAAACUAGCUCCUACUGCAACAGAACAACUCAUCGAGUUGUUCAAAGCCCAACAAUUGUUGGAUAACUCUCAAACGACCGACGGAACGGAGACCAUGAAACAUGAGUGAACAUGCUGUUGAAAUAAACCAUACGCAUGUUUCAUCGAUUCAGAAGACACACACACACAUGGCGUGUUGAAACUAGAGUCAUACAUUUCACAUAUGUAUAUAUCAUCUUUCUUUCUGUUUUGAAUGUAAUCGUGUUUGGUUUGAAAUUCCCCGAGAGAAUUUGUUUCAGUGAAAUGUAAGGUAGCGCACAGAAAUUAAUGAAUAUAUUUCGAACGUUUC